AUGUGCAGCAUGUUCCUGUAUAUAUAGUGAUGCUGGUGAGUCUGCAGUGUGCUUGUGUGCUGCCUGGAAGAAGGAAGGUAUCAUAUCCUUAGUCAUCCCAAGAAGCAUCACCAUCUCCAAGGCUAAACCAUGACUUCCAGGGAUCUCUACACAUCAUCCUACAAGAAAAUCUUUGGGGAGUCUCCCAGGUCAUCUAGCCACCUCUACAAUACCAGCUCUAGAACAUCUCAGGCAUACAGACCCAGGGACACCUACACCAGCGUGUCUUCCUAUAGAAAGAUCAGCAGGUCCCCCACCAGCCACCAGGACCACUUUGACUUGUCCCAGUCCACAGCCCUCAGCAACGAGCUGAAGAUAGUGAGGACCAAUGAGAAGGAACAACUGCAGGGUCUCAAUGACCGUUUUGUCACCUACAUCGAGAAGGUCCACCAUCUGGAGCAGCAGAACAAGCUGCUUGAAACAGAGGUGACCUUGCUCAGGCAGAAGCAGUCAGAGCCCUCCAGGCUGAGCCAGAUCUAUGAGCUGGAGCUCAGGGAGCUUAGGUCCAGGCUGGAGGAACAACUCCAUGAGAAAGACCAAGCUCAUCUGGACUGCCAACACCUGGAGAACUGCAUUCAUCAACUGCAGGAGAAGCUGGAGCAGGAGGCUGGCAAGAGAGAGGAGGCUGAGGAGGCUAUGAAGAACUUCAGGAAGGACGUGGACCAAGCUACCCUGGACCGACUACAGCUGGAGAAGAAGGUGGAAGCCCUGCUGGAUGAGCUGGCGUUCCUGAGGAAGGUCCAUGAGGAGGAGGUGACUGAGCUGCAGGCUGCAGUGACAGAGGCACAGGUGACUGUGGAGAUGGAUGUAGUCAGUAAGCCUGAUCUGACAGCGGCCCUGAAGGAAAUACGUAUGCAGUAUGAGGUCCUGUCUACACGCAACCAGCAGUCGGCUGAGGAGUGGUACCAGACCAAGAUUGCCAACGUUUCCCAAGAGGCAGCUCGGAAUAAUGAUAACAUUCGCCAAGCUAAGGAAGAGCUCACAGAGUACCGGAGACAGCUCCAAUCCCGAACCCUGGAGAUCGAUGCGCUGCGUAGUGCUAAUGAGUCACUUGAGAGGCAGCUUCAGGAGGCUGAGGACAGGAAUAACGAAGAGGUUUCGCAAAUGCAGGAAACAAUCAACCAGCUGGACAAUGCUCUGAGAACCACUAAGGGAGAAAUGGCCCGUCAUUUGAGAGAGUACCAGGACCUCCUCAAUGUCAAGAUGGCUCUGGAUAUUGAAAUAGCAGCAUACAGGAAACUCCUGGAGGGGGAGGAGACGCGUUUGACCACGGUGGGCGGAGGCAGCAUGUUUGGCAUUGGCUACCCGUAUUCCUCUGGUUCUUACUCUGGAAGCAAAAGUUACACCUCUAGUACAAUCACCACCCGGAAAGAGGAGAAAAAAGAAGCAUCUGACGGCGGCAAAGGAGGGGCCUCUGCCCAGCCCAAAGCACCAACGUCAGGAGAUGCCAGCUCAGAAAAGACCACCUCUAAGAACUGACCUAGCUAUAAAACAUUGAAACCCACACAUCUUCCAUACUAAUACUUGUUUUUUAUGUUUUUAUUUUGAAACAUUUUGCAAGUAGUCUAGCGUUGACCCAUAGAGGUUAAAAGAAGAAGCCAUAAAGAUAUUCAUCCAUAUUUAUUGGAAGCGUAACCAUAAGCUACUGUACUGACACAUUACAAUCACCAGGUAUAAUAAACAUACAAAAAAAAGUUUUAA
Molecule: messenger RNA, 1740 nt
Organism: Pseudophryne corroboree (corroboree frog)
Lineage: Eukaryota; Metazoa; Chordata; Amphibia; Anura; Myobatrachidae
Product: low molecular weight neuronal intermediate filament-like
Exons: 4
Coding region: 130-1518 (462 amino acids)
Biological process (GO): intermediate filament organization
Cellular component (GO): cytoplasm; intermediate filament
Molecular function (GO): structural constituent of cytoskeleton
Source: RefSeq, a predicted model, not a curated record